UUUUGAGUUCUAAACUAAUCCAAAAUGGAGGGUUCUUCCGAUAAAUCCCGCGACGAAAAAAAGAUCGAAAGCAUUUUGUCCCAGCUUGUCACGCGCUACAACCAUUGUAUCAUGGAGCAUCCAAUAUUGACGAAGAGCGUCACAAGUGGCCUUACAGCUGGUCUUGGCAAUCUUGUCUCUCAAAAGAUUGUCAAACGUGGGACAGGUAGACUUGUUGAGUACCGACCCGUUAUAGCCUUUGCCGCAUUUGGGUUUUGUGCAACUGGUCCUCUCAUACACUAUUUCUAUGAGGCUUUGGACAAACUAGUACCUAGGCAGGUUUCCUAUGCAAAAGCCAAAAGAUUGUUUGUUGACAGAGGCAUAUUCAGCCCUGUGUUUUUGUUGGUGUUCUUUUAUGUUGUUGCAAUCCUAGAGGGGAAGUCUCAUAGAGAAGCAAUAAUGAAAAUACGCGAAACUUACUGGACGGCACUGAAAAUGAGUUGGAGAGUGUGGAUUGUGUUUCAGUAUGUCAAUCUCAACUAUGUACCCAGACAGUAUAGAGUUCUCUGUGGAAACCUGAUGGCAUUUGUUUGGAACAUCUACUUGGCAAGCAAGCGUGCACAGAAGUCAUAAUUCAUUAAUAUAGGGAUAUGAUUUAAUAUAAUAUUAUUACAUUUUGGGUUCAUCAUAUUUUUUUUUAGAUGCUCUUACCAAUGUUUUUGAUGAGUGAAUUGAAUGAGAUGAGAUGAUAGGAAUUAUGAUAUUAUAUUCAUUGACAUCAGUACUUACAUAAUCGAUGAUUUAAACAUAGAUCAUAAAUGUUUCAUGUGUUUUUGUUGUGUAUUAAUCCCAAAUGGUGAUUGUGACCUGUACACUAUUUAAGUGGUAGAUAUAGCUAUCUUUCAGGAAGCCUGUUUAUUUUUAUACCAAGUAAAUUAAAUGCUUUGUUAGAUAACGCUAAAGCCAAAACAAGUGAUAAUGCUGUGGGGAAAAGUUUUGAAUUUUUCGUUGAUCUGUCAAAGUUGGCUGAAAACAGAAUUAUAUAUACUAAGAGAACCUGCAAACUGCAGUUUAGAAGUCUGGUUGAUGCCUUCAUUUACACCUGGAGAAGUUGGUGGUCAUAUAAUUGUGCAUAUGUUCACUGAGCAGAGUGAUAGUAAUUUCUUACUUACCAAGCUUAAGGGCCAUACUGGGGGGCAUUGGCAUGAGGUUGUGGAAGUACUUAAACCUUAGUGCAAUAUUCCCCAGUAUGGCUCAAGCAAGUGAGGUUAGUAAGUAGUCUAUAAUGUGGCUCUUAAACCAAACUUGUUUAUUUUGAAUUUGCUGGCUUUUGAGAACAAAGAUACACGGCUUAGGACUGUUUUGUAGAAAUGGUUCAUUUGGCAAAAUUUUGACCAACUAUUGAUUUAUGUAAUAAUAUUUAAUUUUGCAUGACUCAUGCUUUAAGAUGAUUUCCAAGUAGCUGACUUGUGCUCAGUUGUCUUUUAUGCUCCUUUUUCCUGCACAAGUGUGAUGCACUCCUCUUUCUCCAUAGGAACCAAAAUUAUGUCUCCUAUACAAGCACUAAGUGCACAAUUAGACCUGUUUGUUUCAGUUAUGAGGAGGAACAAUUUUGUCACCAAAAAGUCCAGGACAUUAAAUUUUUACUCUGCAGAAAAUUAAAAUACUGGAAAGGUUUGAAGAUGUUUCUUUGAAUGAUCUGGAUGACAUGUUUUGAUUUUCAAGAACAUGCAACGACACCAACAACCAGGCUGGUCAUGAUUUCAGACUUGCAGACCAACAGUCCAUUUUAUAGUUACGUGCUUGGUUGCCAAGCCUUUGAACAGGAGUGAGGCUAUGGGUGACCUUGCUAUGAUACAAACUCUGCUGCUUUUCAAAUGUAAAUGGUUUUGUUAUCAUGCUAACUAGAUACUGGUCUCCAUCACAACAUGGUCAACUUCAGCCUCACUCCAAAUCAAAGGCUAGGCAAGUUAGUACACAGCUGUAAAAUGGCCUAUUAGAGACAACUUGGUAUCAGUCUAUAAAUACUUUUUAAAAAAUCACCUAAAUAAUUUUAACAAUUAUGUUUACAUAGCAUAGUUUGUGAGAUGCAUAUAUCUGUAUGGAAUAAUCUGAAACUUAAGCAUAAUACAGUAUGGGUAUAAUUAAA
Molecule: messenger RNA, 2128 nt
Organism: Pocillopora damicornis (cauliflower coral)
Lineage: Eukaryota; Metazoa; Cnidaria; Anthozoa; Scleractinia; Pocilloporidae
Product: peroxisomal membrane protein 2
Cellular component (GO): cytoplasm; peroxisomal membrane
Source: RefSeq, a predicted model, not a curated record